Messenger RNA from Psilocybe cubensis, 342 nucleotides. RefSeq lists its product as uncharacterized. The transcript has a single exon. Lineage: Eukaryota; Fungi; Basidiomycota; Agaricomycetes; Agaricales; Agrocybaceae. The record is from RefSeq and is a predicted model, not a curated record. The coding region runs from base 1 to 342 and encodes 113 amino acids.
AUGGCCCCUUCAUACUACGAGUCACUUUCAACGGAGGAGGAUUCAGAGGAAAAACUCCUUGCCAACACCGAAGACCAGCGUUCAGCCACGCACACUGGCAUUACCCGGGAAUCAUCUAACAAAUUCAAUUAUUUGUCCUACAUUCUCAUUUUCCUGAGCAUUGUUGCUUCAGGGAUUAGUCUUAAAACUACGCUCACCGCCGUUCGCGCUUCCCGCGCCUAUUUUGCGCCUACCGAUACUCUGCCACGCCCCAACGUUUUUGUGGGGCUUCCGAAAUACCCUCAAGUUUCAAAACACUCUGAAGUCGGAUCGCACAUGGAUCACUCGCAUUCUCGCAACUGA